GUUGUUCCUACGUUUAACACAGUGCAUGGACCCAACAGAAGUUCCUGUUGAUAAAAGGUGUCUUGAUUGUGAGAAUCUUCAAUAAAAAGUGUUGGUUUUGUUUACGAAGCAAAGUAGAAAAGAUGGCCUGGCCAAGGCCAUAAGGCUGCUUGCCCAUCACGUUAAGCACCUCCAUUAUGGCAUUAUCUCAGCUUUCUUCUUCUCUCCCCUUCUUUUACAACUAGGAAAUCCACCACCGCCAGUUUACUUUAUCUCUCUCUUUCUCUCUUUAAUCCUUUCAUCUUCAUAACUCACCACUAUUGCAACAUAGUUAUCUCCCUCUCUCUCUCUCUCUCUCUCUCUCUAACUCUCUCCCCCCCUCUCUCUCUCUGGCUCCUCCUGCAUCAAAUUAAACGAUGUGAUUAUACAAAAAAACAGCAGGAAAAGCGCAAUAAUUCUAAGUCAGAAACUCUCUGAUUAUGGCAACUACGAUGCGGAAACUAAUUGCGGAGGUUGUUGAUGCUCGUAAUCUCAUGCCCAAGGAUGGGCAGGGGACGUCCAGUCCAUAUGUGGUGGUUGAUUAUUAUGGGCAACGGAGAAGGACUCAAACGGUGAUCCGUGAUUUGAACCCAACGUGGAACGAGGUGCUUGAGUUCAAUGUUGGUGGUCCGUCUGACGUAUUUGGCGACAUGCUUGAAAUUGAUGUCUACCAUGAUAGGCGAAUGGGGCCUACCCGCCGAAGCAAUUUUCUUGGCCGUGUCAGGCUGAAUUCAGCCCAGUUUGUGAGGAAGGGAGAAGAGGCGCUAAUUUAUUUUCCUUUGGAGAAGAAAAGCUGGUUUACUUGGAUUCAAGGUGAGAUUGGUUUGAAGAUUUACUACAUAGAUGAGUUCGUUUCUCCACUUUCACCACCGCCCCCAUCAACACCACCACCUGCAGAGGAAAAGAAAAUUGACCCACCAGCAGCAGAGGUUGAAGCACCUGCCUCUGCAGAGGCAACAGCAGCAGAUGCCGUCAAGGCUGAAACAGCGACUGAGAAGCCAGCCGAGCCUGACCCACCUGCCCCAGCAGAUCCUCCACCCGAGGUCGUAAAGCCCGAUGAAACAGCGACUCCAUCAUCACCAGAUGAACUAGCCUCAGCUGCAGAACCUGCAGGACCACCGCCAGAAAAUACCCCUGACCCUGAGCCUAUGAAACCACCGAAAUCUGACCCACCACAGCCUGAAGCAAGUAAAAAUCCAGUCGAUCCAUCACCACAACAACCAACGCAAGUUGACUCUGAAAAUAAAUCAGCACCAGAGGCCCCGCUUCCUGCAGAAGUGAUGUCAGCCACGGUAACAGCCACGAUGCCGGAAGUUAGAGCCGCUGUGUUCAAUGCCGCACGUCCUAUUUACAGGACAGCCACUGCUGAGAAUUCCUCGAGGGACCCACCUGAUAGAAUUCCAGUGGAGCGGUCAUCUUACGAUCUUGUUGAGAAAAUGCACUACCUCUUUGUCAAAGUGGUGAAAGCCCGAUCCCUCCCAACCAACGGCAAUCCUGUCGUCAAGAUCGCGGUUGCGAGCUGCCAGGUAAGAUCCAAACCCGCCCGGAAAGCCACAUUCUUCGAAUGGGACCAGACAUUCGCCUUCGGCCGGGACGCACCAGAGUCAUCGUCCAUGUUGGAAGUCUCUGUGUGGGAUCCAGCCACAUCCAAUCCCACAUCCGACGCGGCAGAAGGAAAUUUCCUCGGUGGUGUUUGUUUCGACGUCACGGAGAUCCCGCUAAGGGACCCACCUGAUAGCCCCCUGGCCCCACAAUGGUAUCGACUAGAAGGUGGCGGGGCCCACAACGGUGAUCUUAUGCUUGCCACGUGGAUAGGCACGCAAGCUGAUGAGGCAUUUUCUGAUGCAUGGAAAACCGACACAGCCGGUAAUGUAAGCUCGCGGUCAAAAGUCUAUCUUUCACCCAAGCUAUGGUAUCUCAGAGCAACGGUGAUCGAAGCUCAAGAUAUUCUACCAUCGACGGCAACCAGAGAGUCAAGUUUCCAAGUCAAAGCUCAGUUAGGGGCUCAGGUAUUGAAGACUAGAAUCUCUGUCAGCCGUAACGGAUCGCCCUCGUGGAAUGAAGAUCUCAUCUUUGUCGCAGCAGAACCGUUCUGUGACCACCUUGUUUUCAGCUUGGAAAACCGGCAAUCAAAAGUAACGGUGGUGUUGGGGGUGGCCAGAAUACCACUUGCAACCAUAGAAAGGCGGGUGGAUGACCGGAAAGUGGUAUCCCGGUGGUUCAGUCUUGAAGACGCCGACAACGAGAAGAGGGCCUACAAAGGUCGGGCCCACCUGCGCCUCUGCUUCGACGGUGGAUAUCAUGUUAUGGAUGAAGCAGCUCAUGUGUGUAGCGACUACCGUCCAACCGCGAGACAGCUCUGGAAACCACCUGUUGGUGCGGUCGAGCUUGGAAUCGUUGGAUGCAAGAAUCUUCUUCCGAUGAAAACAAUCAACGGUAAGGGAUCAACCGACGCAUAUGCAGUUGCCAAGUACGGACAAAAGUGGGUACGAUCACGUACCGUGGCAGAUAGCUUGGACCCCAAGUGGAAUGAACAGUACACGUGGAAGGUGUAUGAUCCGUGUACAGUACUCACAGUUGGUGUAUUUGACAACUGGGGAGUAUACGAAAAAGAUGGUCCAAAAGAAUCCACGCGUCCAGAUUUUCGUAUUGGAAAAGUACGAAUACGUAUAUCUACUUUAGAGACAGACAGAGUGUACAGAAAUACGUAUCCAUUGCUCCUUUUGACUCCCACAGGAGUGAAGAAGAUGGGUGAUAUUGAGCUUGCUGUACGGUUCACUCGUGCUGUUCCCACCCUUGAUAUGCUUCACGUGUACACACAACCCUUACUGCCUCUGAUGCACCAUAUCAGGCCUCUUGGUAUCUUUCAACAGGAGAUGUUAAGGAGCACAGCGUCAAAGAUCGUGGCCUUACACUUGUCUCGAUCAGAACCGCCAUUGCGACGUGAGGUGGUGCUUUACAUGCUCGACGCAGAUUCGCACGCGUUCAGCAUGCGAAAAGUACGUGCCAAUUGGUUUCGGAUCAUCAACGUGAUCGCAGGGGUUAUCGAUGUGGUAAGGUGGGUGGAUGAUACACGUUCGUGGAAGAACCCGACCGCUACGCUGCUCGUGCAUGCAUUACUCGUGAUGCUCGUGUGGUUUCCAGAUCUGAUCAUCCCCACAUUCUUGUUUUACGUGUUUGUGAUCGGAGCAUGGAACUACCGUUUUCGAGCGCGGGACCCAUUUCCGCAACCUUGCCCAAAGAUCUCUCAAGCAGAAUUCAUUGAUCGAGACGAGUUAGAUGAGGAGUUCGAUACGGUACCGAGUACUAGAUCACAAGAAAUAAUACGCGCUAGGUAUGAUAAAUUACGGACUCUUGCGGCACGUGUACAAACAGUGUUAGGAGACUUCGCGACGCAGGGAGAGCGAGUGCAGGCUCUAGUGACGUGGAGGGACCCACGAGCGACGGCAAUUUUUGUGGGGCUGUGCUUCAUCGUAGCCAUCGUGUUGUAUCUUGUCCCAUCGAAGAUGGUCGCGUUGGCGUCAGGGUUCUAUUAUCUGCGCCAUCCGAUGUUCCGAGAUCGGAUGUCACCACCAGCUUUGAACUUCUUUAGAAGGCUCCCUGCACUGUCCGAUCGAAUCAUGUAGGUAGGACUGCCCGGGCCUUUCCCUUAUCGUCUAUGUAUUCCGUUUUCUAGUUAUUAGCUUAUUAUUAUUAUUAUUAUUAUUAUUGUUAUUAUUAGGUAAAUUUUAUGUGGUAGAGUUGCAUUCUUGUGCAUAUUUACCCCUUAAUGAUAAUAAAAUGGGAGAAUGACGGUUCAGUCUAGGGUCAGAAUAUUCUGUUGUA
This is a messenger RNA of Nelumbo nucifera (sacred lotus), 3843 nucleotides long. RefSeq names its product C2 calcium/lipid-binding plant phosphoribosyltransferase family protein. The record is from RefSeq and is a predicted model, not a curated record. Lineage: Eukaryota; Viridiplantae; Streptophyta; Magnoliopsida; Proteales; Nelumbonaceae.